CGGGCGCCGGCCACACGGUAACUUUCCGCCCUUUUCCCGGACUCCGGCCCGUGGGCCGCGGAGGGGGCUGUCUCUCUCGGGAAGGACUCAGUUGGGGAUCGGAGCCCCGAGUUUGCUCACCUCCACCGUUUGAAUUGGGGGAGCACAGGAAGAGGUUCAGGACGAGCGGUGGGGGCAAGCCCGAAUACAGUUAUGGCUACCCAGGUGAUGGGGCAGUCUUCUGGAGGAGGAGGGCUGUUCACUGGCAGUGGCAACAUUGGCAUGGCCUUGCCCAACGACAUGUAUGACUUGCAUGACCUCUCCAAAGCUGAACUGGCUGCUCCUCAGCUUAUCAUGCUAGCAAACGUGGCCUUAACUGGGGAAGUGAAUGGCAGCUGCUGUGAUUACCUAGUUGGUGAAGAAAGACAGAGGGCAGAAUUGAUGCCUGUUGGGGAUAACAACUUUUCAGAUAGUGAUGGAGAAGGACUUGAGGAAUCUCCUGAAAUAAAAGGUGAACCUAAUGGACUCGAAAACAUGGAACUGAGAAGUUUGGAAGUCAAUGUUGUAGAACCACAGACUGUAUUUGAGGCAUCAGCUGCCCCAGAAAUUUACAGCUCAAAUAAAGAUCUUCCUAAUGAAACACCUGGAGCAGAGGACAAAUGCAAGAACUUGAAGACCAAACCCUUUCGCUGUAAGCCAUGCCAAUAUGAAGCAGAAUCUGAAGAACAAUUUGUGCAUCAUAUCAGAGUUCAUAGUGCCAAGAAGUUUUUUGUGGAAGAAAGUGCAGAGAAGCAAGCAAAAGCCAGAGAAUCUGGCUCUUCCACUGCUGAAGAGGGAGAUUUCUCUAAGGGCCCCAUUCGCUGUGACCGAUGUGGCUACAAUACCAAUAGAUAUGAUCACUAUACUGCGCACCUGAAACACCACACAAGAGCUGGAGAUAACGAGCGAGUCUACAAGUGCAUCAUUUGCACUUAUACAACAGUAAGCGAGUAUCACUGGAGGAAACACUUAAGAAACCAUUUUCCAAGGAAAGUAUACACAUGUGGUAAAUGCAACUAUUUUUCAGACAGAAAAAACAAUUAUGUUCAGCACGUUCGAACUCAUACAGGAGAACGCCCAUAUAAAUGUGAACUUUGUCCUUAUUCAAGUUCUCAGAAGACUCAUCUAACUAGACAUAUGCGUACUCAUUCAGGUGAGAAGCCAUUUAAAUGUGAUCAGUGCAGUUAUGUGGCCUCUAAUCAACAUGAAGUAACCCGCCAUGCAAGACAGGUUCACAAUGGGCCUAAACCUCUUAAUUGCCCCCACUGUGACUACAAAACAGCAGAUAGAAGCAACUUCAAAAAACAUGUGGAGCUACAUGUGAACCCACGGCAGUUUAAUUGCCCUGUAUGCGACUAUGCAGCUUCCAAAAAGUGUAAUCUACAGUAUCAUUUCAAAUCUAAGCAUCCUACUUGUCCUAAUAAAACAAUGGAUGUGUCAAAAGUGAAAUUAAAAAAAACCAAAAAGCGAGAGGCUGACUUACUUGAUAACAGUACUACCAAUGAAAAAACAGAAACAGAGCAAACGAAAAUAAAGGGGGAUGUAGCUGGAAAGAAAAAUGAGAGGUAUGUAAAAGUGGAGAAAAAAGAUAAUGUUUCAAAAGAGAAAAAACCUUGUAGCAAUGUUUCAAUGAUUCAGGUCACUACCAGAACUCCCAAGUCAGCAACAGAAGCUAAAGACCUGGAUGUGCAUACAAGAAAUAAUUCGGAAAAAUCCUGUAAAGCCAAGAAAAGCAAAAGGAAGAUGGAAACUGAAGCCCAUUCCAUGCAUGAUCCUGUGAAUGAUGAGGAAUCUAUGACAAAAAAGAAAAGGAAGAUAGAAGGUAAAUCCAAAAAUAGCCAGGAAGUACCAAAGGGUGAUAACAAAGUGGAGGAGAAUAAAAAACAAAAUACCUGCGUGAAGAAAAACACCAAGAAGAAAACCCUAAAAAAUAAACAAAGUAAAAAAAGCAGCAAGCCUUCUCAGAAAGACACCUCUCAGAAGGAACCUGUUCAAAAGGAGACUAGUCAGAAGGGGCCUGUUCAAGAUGUUCAGAAGGGGCCUCUGCAGGUAGAGUUGCCUCUACCCAUGGAACCUGUUCAAGUAGAGCCUGCUCACAUGGAGGUGGUUCAGAAGGGGCCUGUUCAAGUAGAGCCUGCUCACAUGGAGGUGUUUCAGAAGGGGCUUGUUCAAGUAGAGCCUGCUCAGGUGGAAGUGGUUCACCAGGAGUCUGCUCACAUGGAGCUGAUCCCUCCUAUGGAGACUGUCCACAUGGAGGAGGUUGUUCACAAGGGGCCUUCUCACGUGGAGUUGCCCCCUCCUGUGGAGUCUGCUCAUAUGGAAGAGGUUCAGAAAGGGCCUGCUGAGAUGGAGCUGCCCUCUCCUAUGGAAUCUCCUCUUACAGAGGAUGUUCAGAAGGGGCCUCUGCAGAUAGAGUUGCCUCUACCCAUGGAACCUGUUCAGAUGGGGCCUGUUAACAUGGAGUCUGUUCAGAUGGAAGUUGUUCAGAAGGAGACUGCUCAGAUGGAGCUGUCUCCUCCCAUAGAUCCUCCUCUUCACAAUGAGCCAAUUCCAAAAAAGACUUCUCCCCGAAAAGAUAACAGAAAGGAAAGGUCCAAUAUGCAGAGUGAAAUGACAAGUAAGGAGCAAGUCCUUAUUGAAGUAGGCUUAGUGCCUGUUAAAGAUAGCCAGAUUCUAAAGGAAAAUAAAAGCACGCAGGAACUUUUGGCAUCAUCAACACCACUGCCAAAGGAAGACUUAAGAGAGGAGGAGUCAGAAGACCAAAAAUUACUCUCAGAAGUUGAAGGAAACAAAGAAGAUCCUUUUCUGAAAGUAGGAACAGAAGAAGCAGAGAACAGUGUAGCCGAUUCCUGUACCAAGGAAUCUAGUACUAGUGUUUCAUCUUCUGGACAAAAGUUGAAUAUGCCAGGGGGUGAAACUUUAGCUGAUAAGCAUCAGACUGACUCAGCUAUGCUUUGUGAAGUGGAAAUGGACACUGAUCAUAACCCAGCAGAGAAUCUCCCUGAUAAAGACUCAGCAGUUGGAGAACCAGUUUCACCAUUGCUUCUUCCCCCACCAAUAGACGAACAUGAAGCAGUGUCCCAAACUGUGCUGGCUUCACCUCCUGUUACUAUGACAGUAAAUGAGUCUCAGGAAAUUGAUGAAGAUGAAGGUAUCCACAGUCAUGACGGAAGUGACCUAAGUGACAACAUGUCAGAGGGUAGUGAUGAUUCUGGAUUGCAUGGGGCUCGUCCAGUUCCACAAGAAGCUAGUACAAAAGAUGCAAAAGAAGCCUUGGCAGGCAAAGGGACUGGGGGAGAUUUUGUUUGCAUCUUCUGUGAUCGUUCUUUUAGGAAAGAAAAAGAUUACAGCAAACACCUCAAUCGCCAUUUGGUUAAUGUGUAUUUCCUUGAAAAAGCAGCUAAAGGGCAGGAGUAAUUAAAAGAUUGGGACAAGGUU
Messenger RNA from Ictidomys tridecemlineatus (thirteen-lined ground squirrel), 3456 nucleotides. It is a transcript of the gene Rest, whose product is annotated as RE1 silencing transcription factor. Gene Ontology annotation, biological process: negative regulation of DNA-templated transcription; negative regulation of neuron differentiation; positive regulation of transcription by RNA polymerase II. Lineage: Eukaryota; Metazoa; Chordata; Mammalia; Rodentia; Sciuridae. Gene Ontology annotation, cellular component: transcription repressor complex; nucleus. The record is from RefSeq and is a predicted model, not a curated record. Gene Ontology annotation, molecular function: DNA-binding transcription repressor activity, RNA polymerase II-specific; transcription cis-regulatory region binding.